UGCUGCUCUUCAAUGCCUUCACUGGCUCCCGUCACUCCUUUCCAGCGUCUGCCUUUCACCACGCCAGCCGCAGCAUGCGUCCGCUGCGACGUGGAGUCAUAGUCAGCACACUCUCAUUCCUCUUCUUCUUCGCGCUCUUCUUCUACCUGACCGAACCCACACCAGCUCAGCGUCGCAGGCAGCAUCGCACACGGCCGAUCGACAAGAUACUCCACCCCGGCUGGUUCAAACCUCGAUUCAAAUGGAAAAAUGUCCAGCAGCUUCAUCCUGUCGAGACCUUCACCAACUUACCCACUGGCGACCACGUAACCAUCCCACGAAUACAACAUGAUUUCUUUCCCGAGAGUGCCAACCGUGCAAGAGAACGUGAGCGUCGGUUGAGAGCGAUUGAGGAAGCUUUCGAGCACUCGUGGAAUGGAUACAAGGAAAAUGCUUGGUUACACGAUGAGGUCAACCCGUUGACUGGUCAGUCGAAGAAUCCCUUCGGAGGAUGGGGAGCAACGCUGGUGGACUCCCUUGAUACACUGUGGAUUAUGGGCAAGAAGAAAGAGUUCGCAAAUGCCGUGUCGAGUCUUAAGAAGAUCGACUUCACAAGAACCCGCCUCACCGAAGUGAAUGUCUUUGAGACUACCAUUCGAUACCUGGGAGGCUUGCUCAGUGCGUACGACGUUAGCGGACAUCAAUAUCCCAUUCUCCUCACAAAAGCCAUCGACCUUGGAGAAAUGCUCUAUCUUGCAUUCGACACGCCCAACCGCAUGCCAGUCACCCGUUGGAAGUGGCAGAACACCGUCCUGGGCCACAGUCAAGAGGCCAAACCCAGCUCCCUCCUCGCCGAAGUAGGCUCACUCACUCUCGAGUUUACUCGUUUAUCUCAACUUACGGGCAAUCCCAAAUGGUACGAUGCCAUUGCUCGUGUUACCGACCUCCUCGAGGCAUCCCAAAAUCACACGAAGCUUCCAGGUCUAUGGCCGACAAUGAUCAACACCUACACCGGCGACUUCACCCGCGAUACCUCUUUCACGCUCGGCGGUAUGGCGGAUUCCAUGUACGAAUACCUCCCGAAACAGCAUCUCCUCCUCGGAGGUCAGACCUCGCAAUACCAGCGCAUGUUCACCAGUGCCCUGCAGACGGCCCGUGAACACGUUCUCUUUCGUCCACUCGCUCCGGACGAGACUCAACGCAUCCUCCUCCCUGGAACCGUUCGUCACUCCGCGCACAAAAAUACCCUUCAUCCAGAAGCCGAGCAUCUCGCCUGCUUUGCGGGUGGCAUGGUCGCGCUUGCCGCACAGAUCUUUCAUACUCCUUCCAAUCUCGACCUCGCCCGCGAGCUCGUAGAUGGCUGCCUUUGGGCGUACGAUAGUAUGCCGACUGGAAUCAUGCCGGAGCUCUUCACCGCUCUGCCGUGCUCCGAAGUUCCAACCACCACCAAGAAUGGAAAGCCAAUGCAGAACUGCACUUGGUCGACCGAGGCCUGGCACGAAGGCAUCCUGUCCCGCGCCCAUCCGAAUCCCGUGGCCGCUCCAACUGCAGCUGUCAUUCCAGUCACGCAAAAUCACACCCUUCGCGCUGAACAUCUCAUCUCCCAAAACGCCUUGCCACCAGGCUUCACGUCGAUCCGGGACAGUCGCUACAUCCUCCGACCAGAAGCCAUCGAAAGCGUUUUCGUCCUGUACCGUAUCACAGGAGACGAGGGGCUGAGGGAAAAGGCCUGGGAAAUGUUCGAAAGCAUCAAUAAGUCGACACGCACGAGGAUUGCAUAUGCAGCGGUCGGCGAUGUAAGAGUAGAGGGAGGAGGAAAGAAGACGUUGAAGUACUUUUAUCUGAUAUUUAGCGAGCCGCAUGUGAUUUCGCUUGAUGACUACGUUUUAAAUACGGAGGCUCAUCCUCUGUUACGAACGAAGUGA
Molecule: messenger RNA, 1904 nt
Organism: Zymoseptoria tritici IPO323
Lineage: Eukaryota; Fungi; Ascomycota; Dothideomycetes; Mycosphaerellales; Mycosphaerellaceae
Gene: MgAMN4
Product: putative 1,2-alpha-mannosidase
Exons: 3
Coding region: 75-1904 (609 amino acids)
Biological process (GO): N-glycan processing; carbohydrate metabolic process
Cellular component (GO): endoplasmic reticulum; Golgi membrane
Molecular function (GO): calcium ion binding; mannosyl-oligosaccharide 1,2-alpha-mannosidase activity
Source: RefSeq, a predicted model, not a curated record